Messenger RNA from Physcomitrium patens, 892 nucleotides. Its product is annotated as enhancer of rudimentary homolog. The record is from RefSeq and is a predicted model, not a curated record. Lineage: Eukaryota; Viridiplantae; Streptophyta; Bryopsida; Funariales; Funariaceae.
UCUCCGAUGAGAGCGAGAGAGAGCCUCUUCGACGACAUAGCCAGUUUCCGCCUCUCUUUCCACUUCGUGCCUGACUCCAAUUCGCAUCCUCGCCUCGCCCUCGCCCUCGCCCUUCCCUCCUCGUCCCGCUCUCGCCAUUCCUUAGUUCAUUUCUCGUCGCUGCAUCCGCUAUCGGCAUGGCGCAGAGGCAUACGAUUAUCUUGAUUCAACCUACUACUAACCGGGCAACUCGCACCUUCAUGGACUACGAGUCUGUCCCAGCUGCUAUGGAUGGUAUUUGUGGACAAUUUGAAAAGAGGUUGAAAGAGGCAAAUCCUAAUCUACGGAAUAUCACUUACGACGUGUCCGACUUGUACAAAUAUAUUGAAGCUCUCACUGACCUGAGCGCCCUUGUGUUUGAUCCAGCCAUUCUAGCUUAUGCACCUUUCGAUCGAUCCUGGAUCAAGCAGCAGGCUUUCCAACGGCUGAAGAGGCUUGCCAAGAAUUAGAAUCGGUAAACUCCCGGCUCUUCGUGUGGGAAGGCUGCAGAUAAGUGAAAGCUAUCAUGGAGCCUGUUAUGGUCGUAGUGGAAGAUAAUACACACGACAGAUCUGACCUUGGGGUCCCGCGAACUAUUGGUCGUUAACAGGGUUAUAUAUUUUGGACAGUGUUAUUUGUAUCUGAUUUUCAACAUGUAACAUUUGCAAGGAGUCUCCCGAUUUCUGUAGGACCCCUAAGCUCCUGUAUGGAUUUUCAACUUUCAAUACGCUCCAGAUUGAUAUAGGCCUGGGGUGAGUGGAAGAGCUCCGUUUUAAUCUAUCUGCAAUGUACUUAAGCGAUGGUUUUGAGCCGGUUUUGAACCGGUUACAACAAAUAUGAUACAUGGUUCAGAAACAUAUCACUCAGUUUUGAA